AUGUCUGCGACCAAUGGGCCCGCAUUCGGCAGGUGCAGUAGGGAACGUGAAGUGGAAGGGAUCUCGACCAGAUGCAGCCUCGCUCACAGCCGACAUCAAGAGGUGUGGGAACUCGAGGCAGUGGGCCUCGGCGCUGAGCAUACUCUGCGACGCGCCGCAUGCACGCGUCCGCGUCGAUACCAUACUGUGCAACGCAGCCAUCAGCGCGUGCGGGAGGGGCGAACAGCUGCACCGGGCGCUGCUGCUGCUCCGCGGGAUGGCGGGUGCGAGCGUGCAGCCCGACUCAGUUACAGUGCUGGAAUCAGUGCGUGCGAGAAGGGUGGGCACUGGCGCCAGGCCUUGUCUUUGCUCAGCGAGCUGUCAGAAGUGAGCCUUCAGCCAGACGUCAUCAUUUAUAGCGCUGUAGCCAGCGCCUGCGAGAAAGGCAGGCAGUGGCAGCAGGCGCUGCUGCUCCUCGAUGAGAUGAGGCAGGUGACUUUGAAGUUGGACCUCAUCUGUUAUAACGCUGGAAUCAGCGCUUGCGAGAAAGACGGGCAGUGGCAGCAAGCGCUGUUCUUGUUGGGCGAGUUAGCACAAGUGAGGUUGGAGCCGCACGUCAUCUCUACAAUGCCGCCAUCAGCGCGUGCGAGAAAGGCGGGCAGUGGAAGCAGGCGUUGUCGUUGA
Messenger RNA from Prorocentrum cordatum, 663 nucleotides. The record is from the annotation of a GenBank genome assembly. NCBI's taxonomy places the organism in Eukaryota, Dinophyceae, Prorocentrales, Prorocentraceae.